Tarenaya hassleriana is the source of this 1115-nucleotide messenger RNA. RefSeq lists its product as uncharacterized. The transcript has 3 exons. Bases 178 to 864 code for a protein of 228 amino acids. The record is from RefSeq and is a predicted model, not a curated record. Lineage: Eukaryota; Viridiplantae; Streptophyta; Magnoliopsida; Brassicales; Cleomaceae.
CAACGGCACUCGAACAGCUGUUUCGGUUUCACAACCUUUCUUCAGUCAAAUCGAAUCUUAAAACGUAAUCCAAAACCCCAAAUACCAAAUCUCGCAAAAUUGUCGGUUUCUGCUGUUUCCUCCCAAUUCUUGUUUCGAUUUCUGAUCAAAAGAGGGAAGUCAGGAACUAUCCUCGUGAUGGUGCAAGAAGAGCACGGAUCGGCGACUUCCACCGGCGGCGAUGCCGGAGAAGUUGUCAACGGCAAUAAAACCGAUCUCCUGUCGGAACAGAAGAGUCUCUACUCCGUACUCUGUCGUACGAUCGGUUCGAUUCUGUUCUCCGAUCCGAAAUCGCCGACCCCUCUGCUCCAACGCAUCAGGAACUCUCUCGCCGACAAUGGCGAGGACCUUCGAGAAGCUUCUAGAAAAACUGCGCAUGAAAUUCUUCUCUGGACUCGGAGAGGAAGCCCUCUCCGUGCUCUGCUUGUCGUCAGUAUUGGAACCAUCCUUCUUCUGACCGCAACGGGAUUGCUUGUAUUCAUGCUUUUCUUCCUGGCAGCGACAGCCAACGCGAUCAUAAUCUCGCUCCUUGUUUCUCUGGCCGCUGCUGGAGGGUUUUUGGCCAUUUUCUUUGUCUGCGUGACCGCUAUAUACAUCGGGGCCUUAUCCAUUGCUGCAUUUGUCAUCUCUGUCGCAACAAUAUCAGCCGUUGUAUCUGUUCUGAUAGCUUCAGGUUGGAUCGGGUUUUUCUGGGCGAUGUGGUUGACAGCGACAGGAGGCAUGCGGAUGGCGAAGCAAUCACUCUCAGUGAUGGGAUCUGCAAUUUCGGCAAACUCUCUCACUCGCCAUCGCCAUGAACGGGAAGUAAAGGUCGCAUUAAACUGAAAACAAAAAGGUUCCACAAUCUCCCUUGCACGUCGCCCCGCUUUGCUUUUCCAGUCACUUGUGUAAUGCGCAUGCCAUUUGAGAACGAACACUCAGGAAGCAUGAAGUUUUGGGUCUUAGAUCCCUCUUGAACUUUGUCUGCUGUAAUUCUGUCGUUUGGUUUGCCAUUCAUUGUAAGCUCUCUUUUUCCAUGACGUUAUAUAUAUACGUAUAUAUAUAUAUGUAUAUUUCCUUAUAUUGAUCAUCGCGCA